AUGGAUUUCCUAAGCAUCUGUCGGUUUUGUUUAGCAGAGAAUCUACAGCUCUGUUCAAUAUUCGAUGUCUGUGAAGGAACAAAUAUUAAAUUUACUGAAAUUAUAGCAAAUAUAGCAGGAAAUGAAAUACAAAUUGAUGAAUUAGACUUACUAUCCAAGAAUAUCUGCUCUUCCUGUAAAAGCCAAUGCAAGGAAUACUUAAGGUUUCGUGAAACAAUAGUGUCAAGUGCUGAAUAUCAACUAAAAACGCUUCAACAGAACAUUAAACAUGAUGAGGAUCAGUAUGAAGAAAUUAUAAUAAAUGAACUGGAAAUAGACAAUGAUGAGGCACAGAAGGAACUGGAUGAAGAUUAUUCAGCAUUAGAAAUUGAGUCAAAUGAUCAUGUCGAUGUAUUAUUAAGUGAGGCAUAUGAAGGAUUUAUAACAGCAUCCAGUGAUGAAGAAUCUGAUGAAAAUUCAUGUUCAAAAUGCGAUAAACACUUCCCCACUAAAAGGAAACUGUCUGAUCACAUGAAAACUCAUUCCACAAAAGUAAGACUCCAUGAAUGCUCAACAUGUAAGAGGAAAUUUCUCUCAGAAAUGCAGCUACUAAAACACGAAAUAAUUCAUUCUGAUCUUAUAACGCAAAUCAAAGACGAAAGUGCUUACCGAUGCAUAAUUUGUAAAGAGGUUGUAAGUGACAAACAGGAGCUAGACGAACACAUGAGAGAACAUAAAAUUAAUUUUGAGACUGACUCAAAUCAAUGCAUUGAAUGUAACAAAAGUUUUGAUAAGUUUGUGGCACUAGUCAGGCAUUUGAAGAAGCAUGACGAGAACAAGACACAUUUAUGCAAGAUUUGUAACAAAACGUUCGCACUUGGACCUGAGCUAAUUGAGCAUUUGAAUAGACAUAAAGGAUUUCGACCUCACACGUGCCAUAUUUGUGGGAAAUCUUAUCAUCAGGCAUCAAAGUUGAAGGUUCAUUUGGACACUCAUUCGGAAGAAAAGAGCUUCCUAUGUACCGAAUGUGGAAAAAGCUUUAACCGCAAUAGCAACCUCAGACAGCACCUCCUACGUCAUAGUGGUGUCAAACCAUUCUCAUGCCCCCAAUGUCCAUCAAAAUUCAUAAGCAAAGGCAAUCUUAAAGCACAUAUGAUAACACACCAAAAUGCUAAGCCAUACGUCUGUAAUGUAUGCGGAUCACGAUUUACUCAGUCAUUCUCGUUAGUCAAGCACAAUCGAAUACACACUGGGGAUCGUCCCUAUUCAUGUGAAUUGUGUUCUAUGCGAUUUUACUCAUCUGAUCACUUAAAGAGGCAUGUAAGGACUCAUACAGGUGAAAAGCCCUUCAAGUGCCCAUUCUGUCCAAAAGCCUUUGCCCAAAACGGAGACCUUAACAAGCAUAAAAGGAUACAUGUUGGAGAGAAUACAUACAUUUGUGACUUUCCAGGAUGCAAAGACUCAUUCAGACUACUCAGUGAACUACGAGAUCAUCAUAAAAUCCACUACUCAACAGAUCAAGAUAACUAUGAGGGUGUAGACAGCAUCAUUGAUGACGAGAAGCCCAAUAUUACAUAA
Molecule: messenger RNA, 1557 nt
Organism: Chironomus riparius
Lineage: Eukaryota; Metazoa; Arthropoda; Insecta; Diptera; Chironomidae
Source: the annotation of a GenBank genome assembly